GCUGUCCUCGACGCCGCCGCCGCCCCCCCACGCCACCACUCCUGUGUCUUCUCCGUGUGUGUGAGAUUGGAACCUGCGCGUGGAUUUGCCGCUGCCACGGGCUGCGUAGCUCGUGAGGUUUAACCGUAGGAAAGAAAAACCAGGAAUGUAAAGAAGAAAUCAAGAUGGAUCGAAGUAUGGGUGUGGAUUCGGUCACCAUCUCUGUUGAGGGGAUGACAUGUAAUUCCUGUGUUUGGACCAUUGAGCAGCGGAUUGGAAAACUGAAUGGUGUACAUCAUAUUAAAGUUUCACUGGAAGAAAAAAAUGCAACUAUUAUUUAUGACCCUAAACUACACACUCCAAAGACCCUACUGGAAGCUAUUGAUGACAUGGGCUUUGAUGCUAUUCUCCACAAUCCUAAUCCUCUCCCUGUUUUAACUGAGACUGUGUUUCUGACUGUUGCUGCUUCACUGGCUGUGCCAUGGGACCAUAUCCAAAACACAUUACUCAAGACCAAGGGUGUGACAGACAUUAAAAUUUCCCCUCAGCAAAGAACUGUAGUGGUGACAGUAAUCCCUUCUAUAGUGAAUGCCAAUCAGAUAAUAGAGCUGCUUCCAGAUCUCAGUUUAGAUACCGGAACUCUGGAGAAAAAGUCAGGAACUUGUGAAGAUUACAGUAUGGCUCAAGCAGGUGAAGUCAUGCUGAAGAUGAAAGUAGAAGGGAUGACCUGCCAUUCAUGUACCAGCACCAUUGAAGGAAAAAUUGGGAAGCUGCAAGGUGUUCAGCGAAUUAAAGUUUCCCUGGACAACCAAGAAGCUACUAUUGUUUACCAACCUCAUCUUAUCACAGUAGAGGAAAUAAAAAAGCAGAUUGAAGCUGUGGGCUUUCCAGCAUUCAUCAAAAAACAGCCCAAGUACCUCAAGUUGGGAGCUAUUGAUAUAGAACGCCUAAAGAAUACACCAGUCAAAUCCUCAGAAGGAUCACAGCAAAGGAGUCCAUCAUAUACCAGUGAUUCAACAGUCACUUUCACUAUAGAUGGCAUGCAUUGUAAAUCAUGUGUGUUAAAUAUUGAAAGUGCUUUAUCUACACUCCAAUAUGUAAGCAGCAUAGUAGUUUCUUUAGAGAAUAGAUCUGCCAUAGUAAAGUACAAUGCAAGCUCAGUCACUCCAGAAACCCUGAGAAAAGCAAUAGAGGCUGUGUCACCAGGGCAAUAUAGAGUUAGUAUUACAAGUGAAGUUGAGAGUACCUCAAACUCUCCCUCCGGCUCAUCUCUUCAAAAUAUUCCUUUGAACAUAGCUAGCCAUCCUCUGACUCAAGAAACUGUGAUAAACAUUGAUGGCAUGACUUGUAAUUCUUGUGUUCAGUCUAUUGAGGGUGUCAUAUCAAAAAAGGCAGGGGUAAAAUCCAUACGAGUAUCUCUUGCAAAUGGCAAUGGGACUGUUGAGUAUGAUCCUCUACUAACCACUCCAGAAACCUUGAGAGAAGCAAUAGAAGACAUGGGAUUUGAUGCUGCCUUGUCAGAUACAAAUGAGCCAUUUGUAAUAAUAGCUCAGACAUCAUCGGAAAUGCCGCUUUUGACUUCAACUAAUGAAUUUUAUACUAAAAUGAUGACACCAAUUCACGACGUGGAGGCAAAGACUUCAUCUAAGUGUUACAUCCAGGUCACUGGUAUGACUUGUGCUUCCUGUGUAGCAAACAUUGAACGGAAUUUAAGACGAGAAGAAGGAAUAUAUUCUGUACUUGUGGCUCUGAUGGCUGGCAAGGCAGAAGUAAGGUAUAAUCCUGCUGUUAUACAACCCCCAAUGAUAGCUGAGUUCAUCCGAGAGCUCGGAUUUGGAGCCACUAUGAUAGAAAAUGCUGAUGAAGGAGAUGGUGUUUUGGAACUUGUUGUGAGAGGAAUGACGUGUGCCUCCUGUGUACAUAAAAUAGAGUCUGUCCUCACAAAACACAGAGGGAUCUUCUACUGCUCUGUGGCCCUGGCAACCAACAAAGCACAUAUUAAAUAUGACCCGGAAAUUAUUGGUCCCAGGGAUAUUAUCCAUACGGUUGAAAGCUUAGGUUUUGAAGCUUCUUUGGUCAAGAAGGAUCGAUCAGCAAGUCACCUGGACCAUAAGCGAGAAAUAAGACAGUGGAGACGGUCCUUCCUUGUGAGCCUCUUUUUCUGUAUUCCUGUAAUGGGGCUGAUGAUAUAUAUGAUGGUUAUGGAUCACCAUCUUGCAACUCACCAUAAUAAGAACAUGAGUCAAGAAGAAAUGAUCAACAUUCAUUCUUCUAUGUUCCUGGAGCACCAGAUCCUGCCAGGAUUGUCCAUUAUGAAUUUGCUAUCCUUUCUAUUGUGUGUACCUGUACAGUUUUUUGGAGGCUGGUACUUCUACAUUCAGGCCUACAAAGCACUGAAGCAUAAAACUGCAAAUAUGGAUGUACUGAUUGUGCUGGCAACCACCAUUGCAUUUGCCUACUCUUUGGUUAUUCUUCUGGUUGCAAUGUAUGAAAGAGCCAAAGUAAACCCUGUUACUUUCUUUGAUACACCUCCUAUGCUAUUUGUGUUUAUUGCACUAGGCCGGUGGCUGGAACAUAUAGCAAAGGGUAAAACAUCAGAGGCUCUUGCCAAGCUAAUUUCACUACAAGCUACAGAAGCAACUAUUGUAACUCUUGACUCUGAUAAUAUUCUCUUAAGUGAAGAACAAGUGGAUGUGGAGCUCGUUCAACGUGGAGACAUCAUUAAAGUGGUUCCAGGAGGCAAAUUUCCAGUGGAUGGUCGUGUUAUUGAAGGACAUUCUAUGGUAGAUGAGUCCCUUAUCACAGGGGAGGCAAUGCCUGUGGCUAAGAAAUCUGGCAGCACAGUAAUCGCUGGUUCCAUUAACCAGAAUGGGUCACUACUUAUCCGUGCAACCCAUGUUGGAGCUGACACAACACUUUCUCAAAUUGUUAAACUUGUGGAAGAGGCACAAACAUCAAAGGCUCCUAUCCAGCAGUUUGCAGACAAACUCAGUGGCUACUUUGUUCCUUUUAUUGUUAUUGUUUCCAUCGCUACCCUCUUGGUUUGGAUUAUAAUUGGAUUUCUGAAUUUUGAAAUUGUGGAGACCUACUUUCCUGGAUAUAACAGAAGUAUCUCCCGAACAGAAACGAUAAUACGCUUUGCUUUCCAAGCCUCUAUCACAGUUCUGUGCAUUGCAUGCCCCUGUUCACUGGGACUAGCCACUCCGACUGCUGUGAUGGUGGGUACAGGAGUAGGCGCUCAAAAUGGCAUACUAAUCAAAGGUGGCGAGCCAUUGGAGAUGGCUCAUAAGGUGAAGGUAGUGGUGUUUGAUAAGACUGGAACCAUUACCCAUGGAACCCCAGUAGUGAACCAAGUAAAGGUUCUAGUGGAAAGUAACAGAAUAUCACGCAGUAAGAUCCUGGCCAUCGUGGGAACUGCUGAAAGUAACAGUGAACACCCUCUAGGAGCAGCCAUAACCAAGUACUGCAAGCAGGAGCUGGACACUGAAACCUUGGGUACCUGCGUAGAUUUCCAGGUUGUGCCAGGCUGUGGUAUUAGCUGUAAAGUCAUCAAUAUUGAAGGCUUGCUACAUAAGAAUAACUGGAAGAUAGAGGAAAAUAAUAUUAAAAAUGCAUCCCUGGUUCAAAUUGGUGCAAGUAAUGAACAGUCAUCAACUUCAUCUUCCAUGAUUAUUGAUGCCCAGCUCUCAAAUGCUCUUAAUGCCCAGCAGUACAAAGUCCUCAUUGGUAACCGGGAGUGGAUGACUAGAAAUGGUCUUGUUAUUAACAACGAUGUAGAUGAUUCCAUGACUGAACAUGAAAGAAAAGGUCGGACUGCUGUAUUGGUGGCAGUUGAUGAUGAGCUGUGUGGCUUGAUAGCCAUCGCUGACACAGUGAAGCCUGAAGCAGAAUUGGCUGUCCGCAUUUUGAAAUCUAUGGGCUUAGAAGUAGUUCUAAUGACUGGAGACAACAGUAAAACAGCUCGAUCUAUUGCUUCUCAGGUUGGCAUUACAAAGGUGUUUGCUGAAGUUCUCCCUUCUCAUAAGGUUGCUAAGGUGAAGCAACUUCAGGAGGAGGGGAAACGGGUUGCAAUGGUAGGCGAUGGAAUCAAUGACUCUCCAGCUCUGGCGAUGGCUAAUGUAGGGAUUGCCAUUGGCACGGGUACAGACGUAGCCAUUGAAGCAGCUGAUGUGGUUUUGAUAAGGAAUGAUCUUCUGGAUGUAGUGGCAAGUAUUGACUUAUCAAGGAAGACCGUCAAGAGGAUUCGGAUAAAUUUUGUUUUUGCUCUAAUUUAUAAUCUAGUUGGAAUUCCCAUAGCUGCUGGAGUUUUUAUGCCCAUUGGUUUGGUUUUGCAGCCCUGGAUGGGAUCUGCUGCAAUGGCUGCUUCAUCUGUCUCAGUAGUACUUUCUUCUCUCUUCCUUAAACUUUAUAGAAAACCAACUUAUGAGAAUUAUGAACUGCAUGCCCGAAGCCAGAUGGGACAGAAAAGGCCUUCAGAGAUCAGCGUUCAUGUUGGAAUAGAUGACACCUCGAGAAAUUCUCCUAAGCUGGGUUUGCUGGACCGGAUUGUUAAUUACAGCAGAGCCUCCAUAAAUUCACUCCUGUCUGAUAAACGGUCCCUAAACAGCAUUGGUACCAGUGAACCUGACAAGCAUUCCCUUCUGGUGGGAGACUGCAGGGAAGAUGAUGACACCACAUUGUAACAGGCCACACAGAAUGCUACUAGAUGUUGUUAUGCACUGAUACAGCAUUAAUGAUGUCUCCUUAACUUCAAAAUAUCGUGGAAGGACUUUAUAUUGGUCUCAUGCCCUUAUGGUAGGGAGUCUCUUUGAAUUGCAUUUGUCUAAAGGCAAAAAUACCUUUCUUCAGAGCAUUAGCUCUCAACCUAGCUUUAUUUAAAAUGAAUUUCCAAUACUUUUUGUUUUCUCUAGUAACAGAUAAGGUAGGCCAGUGAGGUUUACAACAAGCCCUACAAUUGAAGAUUGCUGAUUUGCUGCUAAAGUGGUAGAUAAUUUUUUAUUUGACCAAAAAGAAAAGGCUCAAGAGAAAGGAUACUUGAAAGUUUGAAGAUCUGAGAGCAUGAUCUUGAGGACAUUCUUGAGCCCUCAGCCCUGCCAGGUUGGGGAACAAGGGCUUUAAAACACUGUAUAAAGCAUCUGGUUUUAGAAGGAAAACAGUAGAAACUGUUUAAAAAUAGACGUGCCUUAUUUAUUACAGGCUUCCCCCCCCGCCCUUCUCUCUGCAUCUUUGUCUUUGCAGUUGCUUUCUUAGAUGCCCUAGUACGGUUCUUUGUCGUUGUUAUUGUUCUUUCGAGUGAGCUCAGUGUAGGUGAUUUUUGAUGGAUAAAAAUAACUGACAACUUUUCCAAUAUCUUCUUCCUUUCUUUAUCUUGUAGCCCAAAAGACCUUAAGGGUCCAGAGGGUUCUUUGUUUCCUAUCUCUCCAUUGUUGUAAAAAAAAAAAAAGAUAUCGGAUUCUUCUUUCAUUGACUCCCUAGCUCUGUACAAACUUUCAAUUUACUCCUGCUUAGUUCCACUAUAAAUUGUUCUUAGUCUCUCAGCCUCAGUCCAGAAACUUAAGAUUUUGAGCCUCUUCCACAGUUGACUUUUUCAGAUUAACACUACCAUCUUUAACAUAUACGGGUCAUAUGAAAUUACCUGGAUUCACUAAAUUUGUCCUUUAUGGGAGAGAAUACAAGACUUUAGCUGGUAUCUAUAAUUUAAUAGAUUUUCAGUAUAUUUUAGUAUUUUAGAUGACUUCUCAAGAUGACUUUAAAAUAAUGCUAUUACACAAAGCUGCAUUUACCAAAAAAUACAAUAAAUUGUCAUACAGAAAUGAGAAUUUCCCUAGGUUGUGAUACCUUUUAGCCAAAUCUAUACUUUUCUCUAGUUUAAAACAUUUGCCCUUGCGAAGUUAGUGUGGUUCGCAAAUUCAGGGGCUGUUCUCAGUGCCAUAUACAUUUAGAAAUCCCCCUCUGAGUGCCUAGGAGUGAAUAUACUGGUGAGAGAUCUGGUACUUGUAUCACUAUUUAAAUUCCUCCUGAAUUGCAAGAUGGAUUUCAUAUGUAGAAUAUGGAAGUGAAAAUAAAUAAAUAAAUUCUUAAUAUUUGGUUCCCAUCACCAUAUGUAAAUCUGUUAGCACAAUGCCUAGCACAUAGGAUCUGCACUCAGUAAAUGUUAGUUCUUUUCUCCCCUUGAGGUCUGUAAUGAAUAUUAAUAAUCAAUUUUUUAGGGCAGAGUCUACAAUCAGGUAGGAGUGGGGGAUGGGUUUCUUCCUCUCCUACUUCCUUUCUCUCUUAUCCUUUCAUACACACACAGAAAAGUUUACCACAUUAUUCCAUGUUGUCUUUUCAGAUUUGGAAAAAAAAAUCUCAUUUUUAUCUCAGCUAUCUUAAAGAGAGAAUUGAAACUAUUGAUGAAGGUGCUAUUAAUCUAGAAAGGCAAACCCGUCUUAAUGAAAUAUGAAUGUGAUUGUAUGUCUAGGCUCUUUAAAUGCCUGUGCCACCUUCUAUGCUUCCACUUUGAAUUUUAAUAUUUGUUUUUUCUUUUAAUUCUAGUGGUUCAUCAUACCACAACUUGUUUCUUCUAGAAGAAACAGCCAAUAGGAAAAAAUGUAUAAUAGACUUUUGACAAAAGAAACACCUCUCUCUCUUUCUCCCUUACUCUUUCUCUGUCUUUGAAACACUUGAACAUAGCCAGUUACUACUUUUAUUUCUAUGUGUGUUUUUGAGUUGUCCUUUUGGGUCCCACUUGACAAGGGACCCACGUGUCCUAGGACAGUGAGAAGAGCAGCCUAUAGUCUGGGAAAAAUCAAGGAUUUAAUUUCACCCCUUGCUAUCAGAACAGAAAACAUGUUUAGAAAGAAUCCUGGUUUAAAUAUCUGAAACCAUCUUUGAAUUCUCUACCACAAGUCUCUUUUGUAAUCCUGAACUCCCAUUAGCUUCAUAGAACAGCUGUAUUCACAGGAGAGAGAGAGAUGAUACCAGGAUCAAAAACAUUGCUUUCAGUUAGUAACUAGCUCUAAGUAACUAGUGGCUAGUGAGAACAAAUGUUAUAAAUGUAUAUGUGUGUAUGUAUAUGUCUAUUCAUACAUAUGUACACACACAUAUUUACCAUAUAGAAGGAAAAUGGAUUUAUAUUUGAAUUUGACAUUUGAAUAUCUGAAGUUCUUUAUUUGUUGUUCCCUUAUCACUCUUCUGUAUUCACUCAGUAACCAUGCCCUCGGUCUGAAGAUAACAAGGAUGUUUUGAUAUCCAGUGCUGGCUCUGACUCAACAAUGGGGCACCUUUUAUCUUGAAUAUCCAAAGAUGCCUUUUGAAUUUCAAAGGUUAAAACACAACUAGAAUACUUAGUGUCCUAGUCUAAAGAAGUAUGGUGGUCAGUUGUGAAAAUAGAGGUGUUCUUUUUCCUAGUUUAGUAUCAGCAUUUUAGAGUGUUAAAUUUGAUGCCUUGUGAACAAAACAUUUUAUAUUGUGCUUUAACUUUUUAAAAGUUUAUUUUUUUCUUUUUUCAGAUGUCUUCUUUCUUCAGAAUGCUUAAAAUAGCACUGUAGACAAGAUGUUUCCAAAAAUUUAAGUGUGCAUAUCUUUUAUGUACACAGCUUAAAAUCAAGAAUGUAUGUUCUUUGAGAAUUUUUUUCCCAUUUCUUGUGAAUCUUGCUUUAAAAUUAUUUUUCUUAAUAUUUAUUUUACUCUAUUUUGUUAUUUUCUUUGGCUGAGGCAUCUGGUUAUUGGUUAUUUUAAUAAGAAUAAAAACAUUCCUGGAAUCACUCCCUUUGGAUUUUUUGCUUGUUUAUUUUGUACUUUUCUACAUUUAAAAAUAUUAUUUUACCAAAUAUAAAAAAUAUGGAUUCAUGCCGAAUUAUUAGCUAUUUUUACACUAAGUUUCUGUAGUCCCUCUGAAAGUUUAUCUGGUGUGAAUAACCAGGUAAAGCAAAAAAGCAUGAAAUCUUGUUCUUCAGUUAAAAGAGCUUCUAUCAUGGCAUUGAUAAUAGAUACCUUUUGUAGCCAAAACCAGGCGUCUCAACCUUAUGUUUUUAGUUAAAUGUUUAACUAAACAUUGUUAAACAUUGAUUGUUUGGUACCCAAAACAGCAGUGGACAAUGUUGUGCAAUAAUCAUCUACUACAGUUAAGAUAUUCAGUAGUUUGUUUUUCCAUAAGCAUGUAAUUGAUCAUAUUUCUGCCAAGGAUGUGCCUUCAAAUUUAUAAUUAUAGUAUUGUAGAGAAA
Messenger RNA from Leptonychotes weddellii (Weddell seal), 8183 nucleotides. The record is from RefSeq and is a predicted model, not a curated record. NCBI's taxonomy places the organism in Eukaryota, Metazoa, Chordata, Mammalia, Carnivora, Phocidae.